CGGUCCGGACGCACCGCACCCUCGUCCCGCGGUCCCAGCCCGGCCACGUCCAGUACUACCGCGACGAGCGCGACAACAAGCACUACCCGCAACCCGAGCUGUCGCUCCCGUUCCCGAUCGUGCCCAAGGCCGUCCCGCCCAAGCCGGCCGACCUCGAGACCAACUCGAUGUCGCCCCUCAAGCUCCUCCUCACCAAGGACAAGGCGAGUGGCGCAGGCGGCCUCGCCGCGACGGCGGCCGCGAACCGGUUCAAGAAGGCGCACGAGGGCGCAGCAGGCGGCGCCGAGUCGCCGGCCAAGCCGCGCGUCGACAAGAAGCGGCCUGUCGUCAAGCCGUUGCCGAGCCUCGAGGAGCUCGGCCUGCACGAGCACAUCAUCGACGGGCAGUGGUUCUGCGCCAACUGUGGAGUACCUGCGAGCGUCGCUGUCGGUCGUCGCAAGGGCCCGACGGGCAAGGACAGCCUCUGCGGUCCCUGUGGCAAGUACUUCCACCGCUUCAAGCGCCAACGGCCCUGCACCUACACGCGCGACCACGACACGCACCUGCGCCUGCGAGUCGACGACGACGUCAAGCACCCGAACCCGAAGGCGGCGCGCAAGCGUGGAGGAGCCGCAGCUGCCGCCGCCGCAGGCGUCGCCGCCGAGAUGGCCGAGGCGGCUGCUCGUUCUACGCGCACGAGCGGCAGGGGCACGCCGGCGUCGCAGGCCCUGUCGCCGCAGUCGUCGGACCAGGACGACGACUCGGACGACGACGACGACGAUGAACCCGUCCUCUCGCACCGCGCCAGGCGCCGGCGUGCCACCGCGCACUACGGCUCGCCCGACACGCCGUUCGUCCAGCUCGACUCGGACGACUCGGCGCGCAGCUCGGGCGAGGGCUCGCCGCCCGCGACGAGACAGCGCACGCUCCCGCCAGGGCAGCCGAGCCCGCCGCCGCCCCGGAUGCCCACCAUUCCGGGACCUGCCGCCGUCGCUGCGCCUGCACCUGUUCCUGCACCUCAACCACUUCCAUGGAUGCUCGAGGCUGCGGCCGAGCUUCGCGCCAAGCAGGUGGACGACCGCUUCGAGAUCAUCCCGCGUCCUCGCCCGUCCGACCCGAACGUGCAAGAGUGGCGCAUUCGCUGCCUCGACUGCCCCGGCAAGCUGUACAACCUCGGCCCGGGCGAGUCGCUCGACGGCUUCCUCGUGCACUUCAAGAACCGGGUCCACCGCGCGAAUGUAGAUGCGCGCCUCCUGCGCGAGCAAUGAGCCAUCCUCGUCGUUCUC
Messenger RNA from Rhodotorula graminis WP1, 1265 nucleotides. RefSeq lists its product as uncharacterized. Bases 168 to 1247 code for a protein of 359 amino acids. Gene Ontology annotation, molecular function: zinc ion binding. The record is from RefSeq and is a predicted model, not a curated record. Gene Ontology annotation, biological process: regulation of DNA-templated transcription. NCBI's taxonomy places the organism in Eukaryota, Fungi, Basidiomycota, Microbotryomycetes, Sporidiobolales, Sporidiobolaceae. The transcript is spliced from 5 exons.